Fukomys damarensis (Damara mole-rat) is the source of this 1470-nucleotide messenger RNA. It is a transcript of the gene Ca7, whose product is annotated as carbonic anhydrase 7. Gene Ontology annotation, cellular component: cytoplasm. The record is from RefSeq and is a predicted model, not a curated record. The coding region runs from base 1 to 864 and encodes 287 amino acids. Gene Ontology annotation, biological process: regulation of intracellular pH. NCBI's taxonomy places the organism in Eukaryota, Metazoa, Chordata, Mammalia, Rodentia, Bathyergidae. The transcript is spliced from 8 exons. Gene Ontology annotation, molecular function: zinc ion binding; carbonate dehydratase activity.
AUGGGAAACAGAGUGGGGACCUCCGGGAAGCUGGCUCCGCGUGGGCAAGGGCGCGGUGUCCCCGGGAGAGAGUUUCCCCAAGGAAAUGCCCAGGAUGCGGCGCCGGCUGGUCCCUCAAAUUGGCACAAGCUGUAUCCCAUUGCCCAGGGAGACCGUCAAUCACCCAUCAAUAUCAUAUCCAGCCAGGCUGUGUACUCACCCAGCCUGCAGCCACUGGAGCUUUCCUAUGAGGCCUGCACAUCCCUCAGCAUCACCAACAAUGGCCACUCUGUCCAAGUAGACUUCAAUGACAGUGAUGACCGAACUGUGGUGACUGGGGGUCCCCUGGAAGGGCCCUACCGCCUCAAGCAGUUCCACUUCCACUGGGGCAAGAAGCGUGAUGUGGGCUCGGAGCACACGGUGGACGGCAAGUCAUUCCCCAGCGAGCUACAUUUGGUUCACUGGAAUGCCAAGAAGUACAGCACCUUUGGGGAGGCCGCCUCAGCACCCGAUGGUCUGGCUGUGGUCGGUGUCUUCCUGGAGACGGGGGAUGAGCACCCCAGCAUGAACCGCCUGACAGAUGCGCUCUACAUGGUUCGGUUUAAGGGAACCAAGGCCCAGUUCAGCUGCUUCAACCCCAAGUGCCUCCUGCCUGCCAGCAGGCACUACUGGACCUAUCCAGGCUCCCUGACCACGCCCCCCCUCAGUGAGAGUGUCACCUGGAUUGUGCUCCGUGAGCCCAUCAGUAUCUCUGAGAGGCAGAUGGAGAAGUUCCGGAGCCUGCUUUUCACCUCAGAGGACGAUGAGAGGAUCCACAUGGUGAACAACUUCCGGCCACCACAGCCACUGAAGGGCCGUGUGGUCAAAGCCUCCUUCCGGGCCUAAACUGCCCACCUGCCCUGCUGGCCACUAGGGCACCAUCUUCCCAAGGGCUUCCAUGUCAGCAGACACCAAAACAUCUAAGGCUUCCUGCCUGGGGGUGCUGUGGACCCCGCCUUCAGCUGGCUUGCUUCUUGGCCACCCUUGCGGGUUCUUGAUGGAACUCAUAAGUCAGGGCUAUCCUUUAGUUGACCUGGAGAGCAAAAGAACAGGAGCUGAACAGGGUCCAAGCCUGGGGCUGCCUCUGUUCUCCAAGACCCGAGGCCCCUGGGAACCUCCUCUUGUCUUCCCAACUGGCAGAGGCAACAGCCCCACCCUGAGCUCACACUGUGAUGGACGAGACUGAGCUCCCCAGGGCAGGCAGCUGGCACUGCCAGGAAGACUCAAGCAAUAAUUAGAGGUGGGCAGAGCUGCCCUCUCGGCAUUACCUCUUCUGCAGGCCUCCGCCAUGCACGCACCUCACUGCCAGGCCAUUAAAAAUCAGCACCCAGCCUGCUGGAGGUGACAUGGCCUUCUUCUUCCAGUCACCUGCUGCCAUGGGCAGACCCUGGCUAUAGCUUAUAUAUUAUCUCCCUUUGUUCCUACCCAGCCACCAAAGCGACCUACAUGACA